CCGCCCGCACUCGGCCACCGCACACAGUGCACGCGUUCUUCCUGGACAGGCGCGUGGAGCGGAUAAGACUCAAAUUCAGCUCCGUCCGAAGAAGCAUCACUCUGCAGGAGCAGGAGCGUGACGUCAUCCCGCAAGAGCUGCUAAAGCCCCGGAGCAGAAAAAGAGAAGAUAAACAAGUAAAUAAACAAUAAUGGAUCGCAAAAUUCCCGAUUUUUCUGGAACCUGGAAAAUGAGAAGUUCAGAGAACUUUGAGGAGCUUCUGAAAGCGCUGGGUGUGAAUGUGAUGCUGCGUAAAAUCGCCGUGGCGGCGGCCUCAAAGCCAUCGGUGGAGAUCACGCAGGACGGCGAGACGCUGUCAAUCAAAACCUCUACUUCAGUCAGGACCACCCACGUCACCUUCACCGUGGGACAGGAGUUUAACGAGACCACCGUGGAUGGACGGCCCUGCACGAGUCUUCCUCGCUGGGAGACAGACAGUAAGAUCAGCUGUGAGCAGACCCUGCAGAAGGGGGAGGGGCCAAAGACUGCCUGGACCAGAGAACUAACCAAUGAUGGAGAACUCAUCCUGACGAUGACCGCAGAUGACGUGGUGUGCACGAGAGUUUACAUCAGAGAGUGAAAGUCGAGAAAGAACGAAAAAAAGAAAGGCCUCCUUCCUUUUCCCAACAACAUCUUCCAACAGAUAACUCUGCCAAAGUUGACUCUUCCUGGCACAAACCGGGAUCUGCAUGUUUACAUUAGCUUUAGCCUCGGUUUCUGAAUCAACUCACAGUGCAUAAACCUUAAAGUCCUUCAAACUGACCAAACGUAUAAGUGAUACAGAACGUAAGAGACACCAACAGGCUGUUAACUGGAGUUUCCUUACCUGUUUUUCCUCCAUUUUGUAUACGAUGUCUGAGAUAAGAGGUUAUUGUUGAUUGUGUGGUACUGUAGGCCUUAUGUGGUCAGCAAAAACUGAUAUGAAUCUGCUUUCAAAGUAUUU
This is a messenger RNA of Colossoma macropomum (tambaqui), 982 nucleotides long. It is a transcript of the gene crabp2a, whose product is annotated as cellular retinoic acid binding protein 2, a. The transcript has 4 exons. Lineage: Eukaryota; Metazoa; Chordata; Actinopteri; Characiformes; Serrasalmidae. The coding region runs from base 191 to 619 and encodes 142 amino acids. Gene Ontology annotation, molecular function: fatty acid binding. Gene Ontology annotation, biological process: fatty acid transport. Gene Ontology annotation, cellular component: nucleus; cytosol. The record is from RefSeq and is a predicted model, not a curated record.